AUGGCUCUCAAUAACUUUCUCCCAAUAUUUCUCAGCAAUGGUCUCGUUGCUAUUGUGCCCGGGUUGUUCGGAAAUCUGCUAGUUGAUACCAUGAGUCUUGGGCCUGUGUCCCCCUUUGACGCCACUGCAUGCUUUCUUGCCAUUGGCAUGGCAGUUAUACCAUCAUCGUGGGGUGAGAACUAUGGUGACCCUUCAGAGAACAAGGACUUGCUUACCCAGUUCAACGGUGCUGCUGUGGCCAUUGCUUCAGAUGAGAAGAUUGCAUUGUUUGGUGCAAUACAAUCCCUCUUUGAAGGGUCAAUGUACACCUUUGUGUUCCUCUGGACACCUGCUUUGAGCCCAAAUGAGGAGGACAUUCCCCACGGUUUUAUAUUUGCAACUUUUAUGCUGGCUUCAAUCCUGGGAAGCACUAUUGCGUCUCGCUUGAUGGCCCGCACAUCAUUAAGAGUUGAGAGCUAUAUGCAGAUUGUUUUUGUGGUUUCUGCUGCCUCUCUUCGGCUUCCUAUUGUGACUACUUUUUUGGUAGCUCCUUCUAAGGUGGAAGGUGGAAGCAUCUCAUUUGCAGGUUGUAUCCAGCUUAUUGGCUUCUGUACCUUUGAGGCUUGUGUGGGUAUAUUCUGGCCUUCCAUUGUGAAGAUGAGGUCGCAAUACAUUCCUGAGGAGGCGAGGAGCACCAUUAUGAACUUUUUCCGCAUUCCUCUCAACAUCUUUGUUUGCAUCGUUCUUUACAAUGUUAAUGCGUUCCCUAUCACUGUAAUGUUCGGGAUGUGCUCGAUUUUCCUCUUUGUUGCAUCUAUCUUGCAGAGGCGGCUAUUGAUGAUAGCAGAGAAGUCAAAGACAGAAGAUUGGACAGCAUUAAAGGAAAAGGACAACGAGGCUGAGCCGUUGAACGAUGCUUGAUUCCAAAAUUGAAAAACACCGCCUAAUUCAUUCCACAAACUGUCACAGGAUUUGGCUUACUUGAUGCUACGUUCUAUUCAAAUGGUGAUGGUCACAUUUUAUUUAAACUACAAUUAGUGGUCUGCAGGCAAAGAAAGGAAAAGAGAGGUACGGGACCGUGCCUUAAAGCGAAC
Molecule: messenger RNA, 1073 nt
Organism: Ilex paraguariensis (yerba mate)
Lineage: Eukaryota; Viridiplantae; Streptophyta; Magnoliopsida; Aquifoliales; Aquifoliaceae
Source: the annotation of a GenBank genome assembly